This is a messenger RNA of Exophiala aquamarina CBS 119918, 1446 nucleotides long. RefSeq lists its product as uncharacterized. Lineage: Eukaryota; Fungi; Ascomycota; Eurotiomycetes; Chaetothyriales; Herpotrichiellaceae. The transcript has 2 exons. Gene Ontology annotation, molecular function: DNA-binding transcription factor activity. The coding region runs from base 1 to 1446 and encodes 481 amino acids. Gene Ontology annotation, biological process: regulation of DNA-templated transcription. The record is from RefSeq and is a predicted model, not a curated record.
AUGCCUAUUCUGGAAUCGCUUAUUGACAUGGAAAACAAGGCAAUGUCGGAUCACAGCAGUGAAGGAGAGGCGCCUCACCGCUCUGAGUGUGCACCAGGAGAGGGUGACAACAAAAGCUUGUCUCGACGACAGAAGAUGAGCGCUGCUCGGCUUGAGAGGAGGCGAGCAGUGGAUCGUGAAUCUCAGAGAGCCACUCGAGCUCGGACUAAGGCAUACAUCUCGAACCUCGAGCAGACUAUUGCUGCCCUGGAGAAGAACAGCAACAACGAGCAGAUGUCAAUUCUGAUGAAGCAGAUUCAACAGAAGCAGGCCGAGAUUAAUCGGCUGAACGCGCUCGUUUCCAGUGUGCAGAAGCUAUUGGCGCCCCCAACAUCAAAUACCGCGCCUGCUGCGGAGGAGCAGGCAGACGAAGAAACCAUUUCCAUCUCUGAUCAGUUCGUCCCGUUAAGUAAUGCAACGAUCUUACCUCAAUUGCCGGUGCCCCGAACUGUCUCGGUCGUGCCAUCACCAAGGAGAACCUCCUUGACACCAUUUGAUGCCUCAUUGCAAUGCAAGUAUAGCAGCAGGAAUUAUUAUGGUGCCCUCAACACUGCCAUUGAUUUCGUGCAAACUCACACUCGAUCAGCCGCUUCUACUUCGCUGGAUCAAUCCGUGGAUGAUGACAUUGCGAUCCGUGCAGUUCUCCAUGGUUGGGGCCAGGUUGAGGACAAGUAUGAUCUUGAUCUGGGCUGGCAAAUGUUAAAGGCUCUGGAUCAAGGCCUAUACACCAGAAGUGAGCCCGUUGUCAGGCUGGCACAUCUGCGGAUCGUGAGAGACACUUUGAUCCAUAAAGCAUAUGGGCAGGUCCCGAAUCGACGCCAGCUGCCACAGUACAUGCUUCCAACGGAGAUGCAGAAAACCAUCCGGCAUCCUGUGCUUUCGGAUUACUUUGUUUGGCCUGAAGUUCGAGAUUACCUUAUCCUCACAAAGACAAUAGUGAGCAAUGAGAAGAGGUCCGCUUGGUUUGCUGCGAACCUACGUUUCGAGUGGCACUAUGACCUGAGAGAUGUAUGCAGGAGGCACAAAGAGACGGGCACAUAUGCGUAUUCGGAGUUGUUCGAUAGCAGCAUGGAGAGCCUAUCAAACUGGUCUGUUGCAUCAGAGUUCUACACCCAAGCUUUGACUUCGCCAUUGAUGCGACCUUUGAGAACGCCAGAGGGGCCUGGCGAGCCCCAAACUUUACGGCAGUCAUCCUCACAUGUAGUCGAGUGGCCAGAUGGACAGGACCAUCUAGAAGAAGAUGAAAGCAAUCUACGACCAUUCCCACCGUUUCCGUCAACACCGUCGCCUGAGGAUCGCAUCAAGGCUUGUUCACUCACCCAUUCAGUCCCUGACGCUUACGACUCGCGACUUGCGGAUUGGCCAGAGCUGAAUUAUAUCAAUCCGGGGUUCGGUUGGACAGGUUGA